Molecule: messenger RNA, 456 nt
Organism: Candidozyma auris
Lineage: Eukaryota; Fungi; Ascomycota; Pichiomycetes; Serinales; Metschnikowiaceae
Gene: GPI19
Product: phosphatidylinositol N-acetylglucosaminyltransferase GPI19
Exons: 1
Coding region: 1-456 (151 amino acids)
Source: RefSeq, a predicted model, not a curated record
AUGGAGUCGCGGUCGCCACUGCCGGCACCAUCGGUGUUUCGUAAUCCAGAAGACCUGUUGGCUCGUGAAUCCGACGUCACUGUAUCAACCAACGUGACGUCUUACGCUGAAUAUAAAGGGUUUUUCAUUUAUGUGCUUUCUACGUUGGCUUUGCUAGUUUACGCCACGUGGUUGCUUCUUCCCGAGCUGUACUUGGCGCUUUUGGGCGUCUACUACUACCCUAGCAAAUACUGGGCCCAGGCGGUUCCUGCUUACCUGUUGAUGCUUAUGCUAUUCAUAUACAUCGGUUUGGCCUUGUACAAUACUGAGGUCAGGACACUACCGCUAGACGAUCCAAGGCUGUUUACUGAUGAACACGCUGUGUACCCAGACAACCCAGCAGACUACAUUCACAAGACACCCAGCGGUGUAAGGGAUCUACCGACGCCGCUAGUGUCUGAGGUUCUAUAUAUGUGA